AUGGACGACGAUUGGGGAUGGGUCCCGGAAUUCAUCUACAUUGAGGGUGACGAACACGUCCUACUGGAGGCACUGGAGAAGGGAAAGCUACAGGUGAUUAGCGAUGGCUCCUUGAAGCAACAAGUGGGCACAGCCGCAGUCCAGCUCCGGACUAGACGCGGAGGGCACGUCAUCUGGAUCAAAUGCCGUACUCCUGGUAAACCAGAGAAUCAGAGUGCGUACUUGAGCGGACUUAUUGGUUUGUUAGCUGGUAUCUUGGUGGCUUCUUGGCUCCGCUUACGCCUACAGUCCCUCGCCAAGCCACGAGUCCGUGUGGCGUGUGAUGGGAUCGCUGCGCUUCGCCAGGCCUUCUUGACUUGGCCGCUGUCUCCAACCGCCCCACACUUCAAUCUCUUGUCCUCCAUCCGCGAGGCCCUCCAAUCAUUCUCCGAACCCUGUGCAAUCUACAUUGACAACAAGAAGGUCUCCUGCCUGGCCUUGGAAUUGGUCGACAAAGCCGUUGUCCUGCCCGAAUUGAUGGAAUACUGGGCAGCCAAAGGCCGCCUCGCUCCCGAGACCUUCCCAUUGGUGGACUGGCCGAUUGUGCACCAAGCGAUGAAGCCUCUGAAGCCCGCCAAACAGCGUUUCAUCACAAAACACACCGUUGGCAUGUGCGGUGUCAGCAAGUUCCGUAAACAAUGGAGUCUUGACUCUGAGAACCAAUGCCCCUUGUGCGGACUGGAGGAAGACCACCUACACGUCCCUUGCUGCCCUUCCGACCGGGCCAAGACCCAGUGGCAACUCCUACUCCAAGAACUCCAAGAAUGGUUCCAGUCCACCACCACUGCUACACCCAUCGCCCAAUUCCUCGGGGCCCUUCUUUGCACCAUCCGCACCCCUAACAACCUGCCUCAAACAGAGACUCCGUGGUACCGCCUACACGGAAUGUCUUCUUCCGCCCUCACCCAAGUCUGUGAGGCUCAACUCCGCCUUGGCCCCCAAUGCCUCCUCGAAGGCCUUCUCGCCCACGGCUGGGCCGACCACCAGCAACAAUUCUACCGCUCUCGCGGUAGUCGCCGAUCCGGUAACCGCUGGGCUGCCAAUCUAUCUCGACAGCUCAUCCUUAUCCGUAAAGGCAUGUGGAAGCGUCGCAAUGAUGUCUUUCAUUCUGACGACAACAUCGUCAACCAACAGCGCGCGACUGCUCUCCAUCCAUCGAUCACGCCUUGUGGAAGUCCUCCGACUCCAACUGGCGGACAAGGAGGAAUGGGUCCUCGUCAUCUCCGACGCCCGCCGCAAAAUCAGACGAUCUCUUGCAGGCAGGCGACGAUUGAUGUGGGAACUGACCCACCCUACUCCUCGCCCAGCAGCCCCCUGACUUACUUGUCUACAUAUUUACCAAAGUGA
Cylindrotheca closterium is the source of this 1386-nucleotide messenger RNA. The record is from the annotation of a GenBank genome assembly. Lineage: Eukaryota; Bacillariophyta; Bacillariophyceae; Bacillariales; Bacillariaceae.